AUGAAGGAUGCGAGCAGCAGGGUUUCGAAAGGAUUCAGCACGAUUGACCACAUUCACACUGUUUCGAAACUCAUCGAGGUUCACGAGAGUACAAGAUGCCGCUCUGUCUCACCUUCUCGACUUAAGAAGGCUUUCGACUCGGCUGAGACGGAAGCGGUCGUGGAGCCUUGGACACCAGGCGUCCCUACUCAGUAUAUUAAGGUUCCUGAGAUUCAAGCUACUGCAACACUAGUCUUGAAGGACAAGGAAAUCGAAACCAUACUUCGAGCAAUGGCAGAACUGUUGGAAGGGAGAGGGGAGAGAGAGCUUGCGUCAAGCAGAGAAAAGGCAAAUUUGAGACGGUCGCCAGGGGACGACCUUUCGAUGGCGACCGCAAAUAUGAUCUGUAACUGUGUUAUGCCACGACAAGAAUGGCGUUACAAUGUGGCCAUGGGUAGGAAUUUUCAAAGAGUAAUGGGCAAAAAGUUUGGAUAUGACAUGGGCUUAGAAGAUCGCAUACUGCUAAGAUCUCUUGGGCAGCGACAGCGUCAUUUGGACCAGAAGAAGGUCACCCAGUUAUCGACCAUCUUGGGAAUGAAAAUCAACGAGGUUGCAUCAGCCAACGAGGAAGUAGCGCGACUUGCAGUUCAGUUCACCAAGGUGAAAGUCAACUGUUCAUUUACUGACGUCAGAGUUUGGUGGCUGUGCACUGGCGUAAAUGACGAAGAAAUAGAAAAUACCCUUAAUAGUCAACGCUAUAAUUUGAGGAAAGUGUUGUCGGACUCUAUUGGUGUGAACUGCCCCGAAUUGAUGUUUGUGCCUGAUCGUUCAGAGCUAAUGCUGGAGGAAAUGGAUAGGUUGUUCCGAAUAGCUGAUUAUGGUAUGGAUUAUCGAGCAGUGAGCCACACAGGAAGAAUCCUUGGUAACGCUGAAACUUCGAAGCCUGGAAAAUGGAAACCUAUACCUCGCAAAAAAUCGGAUGCUGAGAUUGAAAAAGACAAAAUGACUAUAUCGACAAUCGGGUCAAAACGACAUGAAGCAAGGUGCAAUUAUUUAUUUGGCUGCGCUCGAAGCAGCAUGGUGGAGAUGACGCUUGCAAACGACAUGGGACCAUCUCGAACUGCGGCCGAUGGAUGGUGA
Molecule: messenger RNA, 1119 nt
Organism: Necator americanus (New World hookworm)
Lineage: Eukaryota; Metazoa; Nematoda; Chromadorea; Rhabditida; Ancylostomatidae
Exons: 9
Coding region: 1-1119 (372 amino acids)
Source: RefSeq, a predicted model, not a curated record